AUGGAAUAUUUGAUAAAGAUGUUAACGAAAAGGAUGAGUGUAUCGCCAAUGGCAAGGCAGACAGGAGACAGCAAUCGUCAGGAGGAUAGUGAUGAACAAGGAUCAAAUGCUGACGGCACUGACAAAGAUGAUGUUCCCUUUGUCCCGGCAACAGCAACGACAAUACGAACAAGGUCGAAAUCUGCUAAGAGAAACAAAGUCAGGGCCAAUAUUGAUGACCGAUUCAAGGCCGUCAGUGACAGCAAUCGUCCCACCAGUAGUACCAGUCGCAUUGAUCCAUGGAUCUCCAACUACGUUCUCGUCUUUCUCAAGAACCGGUCUUCCAUCAGCAAUCUCGAUCCCAAGGAAGGGCCCAUGAUUGAGAUUCUUAAUCGAGGGGGGCCCUUUUGGGAUUACAGCAAGCAUUUUGAUAAUCAAGACUUGGAAGGAUGGCUAUUGGUUUCGGAUGGCUUGCACAGCAUUAAGGUUUGGUUGACCAAGGAAUGUCGGGAUGAAAUCUGGCAGCAAGUGACAGCAUCCAUGGCUACACCCAUGUAUGCCUUUCACAAUUAUAGCGCUCGACAAUGUGGAUUGCUAGAGAAAUUCAGUAUAAAACCCAUUGACUGUGGUUCUAAGAAUGAUACGUUCCCACCAGCGUGCGAACUGUUGUGCCAUUCGUUUCGCUAUCAGCCGAAUAUGCAAUACAUGGUCGUGUCAGAUCCCAACAAGAUUCAAGAUAUCAAUGACUUUGUGGAAGUCAAGCAUGCCUAUCAAGCCUACUGCAAGUUUCGAACCAACCAAUCGGGACGUCGGUGGGGAAACGCCAAGACAGUCGUUGACAACCCUCUGUUGUUUGAUGCCAUUCUGAAAGUGGCCGAACAGAAAUUGGAGCAAAACAACAAAAACGGAGCCAAGUCAGGACAAACUGGAGGAAAAGACAAGCCAAUAGCUGCUGUGGGUCAAGUCCAUGAAAAUCCGCAGCGUGGGGACGAAUCAGACGACGACGAUGGAGUUUCACUCAUGACCAUCCAAGACAUGUUGGCAUCUCCAGCAGCAAAAAAAGGAGAGGGACCCAACAGUGCACAAGCUUCUUCACAGCCAACGGCCAGAAGAAGUUUAUCCAAUCGUCUGGCGAAAGCACAAGAUGCCAAAAAGAGCAAUGAUAAUGCUGAUGACGAAACGGACUACAUGGGAGCUCUGCCGGAUUCGGCUCUCCUCGACAUCGAUUCCCAACCAUUAUCCACCCAAGAAGGAGGGCAACCUAUGGUGCAACAGCAGUUGGAAAAGGAAAAUGAUGACGAUGCGGAUAGCGUGAUCGAAAUUGGUACCAAAACUGCCACCCUUAGAUCAUCUCGCAAACGAAACAGCAAUACUACUACUACAAUUUUACAUGAACGGAAUGGGAAACGAAUCAAAUUUCGUACCAAAGAGGACUGGCCCAACUUGCCAGCCUUUGCUGCCUUGUGCAAACAACUCAAUAGUAAUAAUGAUGAUGACCCUUCCUCCAACACCCAAAAAGUCAUUGAUAUUCCUUGGAUUCAACAGCCUCGCGUAUCCUUGAAGAAUAAUGGACUGAACCAGUGGUUGAAUAAACUUGGAUACUGA
Messenger RNA from Cylindrotheca closterium, 1584 nucleotides. The record is from the annotation of a GenBank genome assembly. Lineage: Eukaryota; Bacillariophyta; Bacillariophyceae; Bacillariales; Bacillariaceae.